CUGUAUUUCAUCCUUAAUCCACUUUAUUUCCCACUAAUCCCAUCACCCUUUUCUUUCUGUUUUCGGGACUUUUAUUUGUUCUAAACCAUGGGGAUUGUCCUGGAGCUUUUUAUGACAGCUUUUAUUGCUCUUGUUUUUUCGUUUUUCAUUGCCAAGAUUGUUUCUUUGGCGACGGGUGUUUCUGGGGUGGAUGGGAAGCCUUUGGUUGAUGCUGAUGAUGCGAUCAUGAUGCAAGGCUUGAAAUUCGCUGAUAAAUUGGAAGUUCAGGGCAUUGCGAGUGAAAAGAAAGUUGAUUUCGUUCAGGGAAGCGGUGACAACAAGGUCGAUGUUUUCGAACCAGAACAAGCUGGGGUUGGUGAUCGGGGUUUUGUUGAAUGCGUUGAAGGGAGCGGUGAAAGAGUAGUGGUAGAUGAAUUUAAAGCUGGAGAAGGGGAGGGCGUUGAAAGUUCGAAACUUGAAGGUUUUGAAAGUGAGAAGGAAGUUGAAUUUAUGCAAGAGACGGCCAAGAUAGUCGAUGAUCUCGGAGCCGAAAAGAAGAUUGAAUAUAUUGGUGAAGGGAUAGAGGCUGAAAACGAAACCAAAAUGCAGUCUGAAGAGAAUCAAGUGAAAGGGAUUGGGGAAGAAGAAAAGGGGGCGAAACUAGAGAAUGAUGAUGAAGAUGACGAUUGGGAAGGGGUAGAGAAGAGUGAAUUGGAUAAGGCUUUCGGAGCAGCUGCCAAGUUCGUUGAGCAGAAAGGAGAUUUGGGUAUGGGGAAUGAUGUUCAAAUGCAACUUUAUGGACUCCACAAGAUUGCAACAGAAGGGCCUUGUCAUGAGCCUCAGCCACUGGCUUUCAUGGCUUCUUCUCGCUCCAAAUGGAAUGCUUGGCAAAGGCUGGGGAACAUGGAUCCGGAGGCGGCUAUGGAGCGGUAUGUUACCCUUCUUUCAGACAGAUUUCCAGGGUGGAUGGAAUACGAUUUUGAUGGAGAGCGAAAUGUUGAAUCUACAGACGCAGGCUUUCCUGGUUCCAUUUCUGCAGAUAUAAAUUCAUUUCCAGAUAAGCAGGCCGUUUUUACACAUGAAAGGAAUGCGGACUUGAAAUCUGCUCCUGGAGGUGGUGACAUAACUGAGAGUACAAGCUCUGAGAAGCAGGUAUUAUCUUCAUUUCAUCUCCUCCCUAUCUAACAUACAUGGAUCGAAACAUGCCAUGUUACCAGACAAGCAAAAACACCAGAGGAUCUAAGUGCAAUGAGAAUUAGUCAUAAAUCUAAAACAUAUAAAACAUCGGCCUCUUAAGAAGGAAAAUAAUCAAAACCGGAUGGCUUACUAAUAUAUGUGGUGGAUACAAUUUUAGGCCAUUUCUUCUUUUAUUUGACAGCUUAACAUUCCUUUUAUAUCAUCCUGUACCAUGUUGAAGGAAGAGCAGUAGAAAUCUAGUAGUAACUGGAGAUUUUAGCUGGUCUGCAAUUGCAUGCAUAACUUGAGAAAAGAUAAUUUAAUUUGCUCUUCAUUUUCUGGCUGUCCGGUGGCUGAAUUGCCUAAAUGGAAAUAGCUUUCACAUGACCUAUUUUUGUAUUUGAAAAUGUCGAACUUGAACUAAUGUCUGCCAUACUCCUGGAACUUAAUAGAAAGCACCUAAGCAUCCGUGAGAGGCGCAAAACACGUAAAACAUUUCUCUUAUUCUGGACCGAGCUUCUUGCGUGCUUUUGUCACUCAUGAAAACAACCCCAUUCAUCUUUUUAGCAGCAAAUGAUGUUGUUUCUUUAUCAUGCUACUGAAACAUCAGUAGCCAUUUCUAGUUACAUAAAAAAAGUCCAUUCCGGCUGUAUAUGUAAUUACCAUAAGCCUCCAAGAAUGUGAAGCUGAAGCUCAUUUCUACCAUAUUUUUAACUCAACAGCUUGAUCGAUGAUUCUAUAUCGAAUAAAUACUACUUCAAAUGUAAACAGGUUCAGCAUUUUGUGUUCUUUACUGAUCUGGAUGACAUCUAGGACUAAGCUUUUUGAGUACUUAUUUGAUCAGAAUGUUCCUUUUCAUCAUUGAGUUAGAAUAUAAAUAACAUUAUUUAUUAUGAAAUUUCAGGGCAAAGACUGAUUAACACUGCCCCACUUCAUCCCCCGGACCAUAGGGGCCAUUCUCCUGGG
Molecule: messenger RNA, 2121 nt
Organism: Hibiscus syriacus
Lineage: Eukaryota; Viridiplantae; Streptophyta; Magnoliopsida; Malvales; Malvaceae
Product: acyl-CoA-binding domain-containing protein 3-like
Exons: 4
Coding region: 88-1164 (358 amino acids)
Biological process (GO): fatty acid metabolic process
Molecular function (GO): fatty-acyl-CoA binding
Source: RefSeq, a predicted model, not a curated record